Linum tenue is the source of this 126-nucleotide messenger RNA. The record is from the annotation of a GenBank genome assembly. NCBI's taxonomy places the organism in Eukaryota, Viridiplantae, Streptophyta, Magnoliopsida, Malpighiales, Linaceae.
AUGAUUCCAGGAUGUGAGGAAGAGAUUGAGGUUGAAACCCUGUUUCAGAAAUCCAUUGAUCACAUCCUGAAGCUCAAGUCUCGAGCUCAGCUCCUCAGGGAUCUGUUGAAGCUCUGCGAUAAGUGA